Fusarium vanettenii 77-13-4 is the source of this 924-nucleotide messenger RNA. RefSeq lists its product as uncharacterized. Lineage: Eukaryota; Fungi; Ascomycota; Sordariomycetes; Hypocreales; Nectriaceae. Bases 1 to 924 code for a protein of 307 amino acids. Gene Ontology annotation, molecular function: hydrolase activity. The transcript has 3 exons. The record is from RefSeq and is a predicted model, not a curated record.
AUGGCCACACGCAAGGAGUACGUGUUCAAGGUGACCAACGGGGUCUCGAUAGCCGCAGAUGUGUAUUUCAGAAAGGCUACGGUAGCUUCCAAGCUUCCAAUCGCUUUGCACUUCCAUGGUGGAAACUUCACCGUCGGCUCAAAAGAGCUGCUUAUCCGCCACCAGGCGGAAAAGCUCGUCGAUCUGGGCUUUGUGGUCGUCUCCGCCAACUACCGACUGUCUCCUACUAUUACCGUGUUUGAAGGGCCAGUCAAGGACGCAUUGGACGCAUACAAGUGGGCGCAGACGACGUUGCCUGACCUGCUCUCGGGCGACGCUGGCGUUAACGUGGACGGCUCGCGAAUUGUGACUUUGGGGCAUUCCUGCGGCGCCACCCUGGCGCUCCUGACGGCCGGCUUACCUCACCCACCUCUCGCCAUUCUCGACGUGUACGGUAUCAAGUACCUCUCCGAUCAAGCAUACCAUACUCCCUUGCCUGCACCCCCAGGUAGCCCCAAAUUUGAUCAAGAUUUUGUGGGCCAGAUAUGGAAAGAUGUGCCUCCCCCAACCUCUGCUCCCCCUCCGAUGGGGCCCUCUGGGCCUGAUUUCACAAGCCAUCGUGUCGCCUGGAUGUUUGAGUCGAUGGGAAAAGGGACACUGUUAAAGGCAACUGUGGGAGACGACAACUAUGACCGCGUGGACCCGGUCUCGUUGUUUACCAAAGGUCAUUUCCCUCCCACCUAUUUCAUCCACGGUACCGAAGACAGGCUAGUGCCUGCGAGUCUCUCACAGCGUGCGCAUGAUGAGCUCAAGAGUCACGGAGUCGAGACUGAACUGGUCCUUGUUGGAGGAGGACAGCAUGGAUUCGAUGAGAGGGCACAGCCUGGAGACAGUGUGUUCGAUCUUUUGACCAAGGGCUUCGAGUUUCUCAAGGCCCAUGUCUGA